AUGAAGUUCCUUAGAAUACAAAGGAAAAGAAAAAGACAAAACAAUUUUGCAACGUAUAUGUAUUUCAUUAAUCGAUUGUUGAGAACUCUCGAUACCUUUACUAUCAAUAUAAAUCGAUAUGCAGUCGAUAUGUUAGAAACGGCAGAACGCCCUAAUUUGAUACCUUUUCAGGAUACUCAGUACAGUUGGACGGAUGAUUUGCCAGUAUGUAAACAAUCUGGAGUAGGAUUCUCUACGAAUCAAAUUUAUCGCGAGGAUGGAUAUAGGCAAGAGGAACAUCCAUUUGAAGAUCGUAGUUUUCAUUGCCGCUAUGAUGAUUCAACAUUUCUUUAUGGAGUAUUUGAUGGCCAUGAAGGCACAAAAGUAGCAAAUUUUGCUAUGCAGCGAAUGGCUGCAGAGAUUUUACUUGGGCAACUAAAUGGUAAAUCAACUGAUGAAGAAGUUAAAGAAGUUCUUAGACAGGCAUUUAUAGCUGUGGAAAAAGGAUAUUUAGAUUCAAUUGGAGAUCUCUUGGCUGAGAGAACCAGUUUGCAAUUUGAUAUACCAGAUGGACUAAAUUCUUAUGAAACAUAUCAAAAGUUUCCUCACUUGGUUAGUUAAAUAUAUUAAUAUCGUGGAAGAUUAUAUGUUGCAAAUGUUGGUGACAGUAGAGCUUUGUUAUGCAAAACAGACUCUAAUCAAGUGUUAAGAGUUGUACAACUAAGUGUAGAUCAUGACUUAAGGAAUGAAGAUGAACUGUUAAGAUUAUCUCACUUAGGAUUGGAUAUUGAUUCUAUAAGACAAGGAUCUCGUCUUGGAAAUCAAGAAACUACACGUUGCCUUGGAAACUAUCUUAUCAAAGGAGGAUACAGGGAAUUUGAAGAAUUAACAUCUGCUACAGCAGAACCUGUCAUUGCUGAACCAGAAAUUCAUGGUGGGAUACAACUUGAUGAUUCUUGCAAGUUCAUAUUGCUUAUGUCUCGUGGGCUUUAUAAAUCAUUGGAGGAAGUAACUGGAGUUGAUCAAGUUAAUAUAAAAUUAAUUAAUUUUGCAGUUCAGGAGUUUCAAGUGCAGUCUACUUUAACAGGAGUUGCUCAAGCUGUUGUAGAUAAAGUUGUAAGAAUUCAUCAUGAUAUUAACAUGAGUAACUUACAAAGUACAGUAACUACUGGUAAACGAGAUGAUAUAACUUUACUUGUGCGGAACUUCAAUUUUCCACUUCCACAUGCAUUAAAAAGUCCAACUAAUCAAUCGGUUAGAUUUAACCCGAUUGUAGAAUCUGCUCCAAUAAUAACAAUGUCAGAAAAUGACUAUUCAAAUACAGGUAUUACGGAAGAAAAUUCCGAUUUAUCAACAACAGAAACUUCAUCAACAUCAGACAUGUAUCCUCCUGGUGCAAGACCAAUAAAUAGAAAUACUAGAAUUAAGCCUUACGUUAAUUUUUCUGAAUACUACGAAAACGUUGAAAAGAGACGACGAGAAGGAACAUUACCAGAAGGUAUAAAUUUUUAA
This is a messenger RNA of Habropoda laboriosa, 1491 nucleotides long. RefSeq names its product TGF-beta-activated kinase 1 and MAP3K7-binding protein 1-like. The transcript is spliced from 7 exons. Gene Ontology annotation, biological process: protein dephosphorylation. Lineage: Eukaryota; Metazoa; Arthropoda; Insecta; Hymenoptera; Apidae. Gene Ontology annotation, molecular function: protein serine/threonine phosphatase activity. The record is from RefSeq and is a predicted model, not a curated record.